Racocetra persica is the source of this 683-nucleotide messenger RNA. The record is from the annotation of a GenBank genome assembly. NCBI's taxonomy places the organism in Eukaryota, Fungi, Glomeromycota, Glomeromycetes, Diversisporales, Gigasporaceae.
ACCAUAUAGACUCCAAUACAUUAUCAAAUUCCAAUACCAAUCCUGAGGAUAAUGAUACUUCUGAUGAAUCAUUAAGUGGUGAUAAUAUUAGUGUAAACAAUACAGAUGAUUCUAACAAAACUAAUGAUACUGACCAUUCUAAUAAUCUAAACUGUUCUAAUAAAAAGCCUUAUACUAAAAUACGAAAAAAUUCCAGUUGGGUUUGGCAGCAUUUUCGCAAAAGACAUCUGUCACAAAAAUGGAAAACACAUGAAAAUUGCACUGUAAUUAUAAAAAGUAAAAAGGUACCUAAUGGACAAUGGAAAUGUGAACAAAUUACUAAACCUGUCAAAACUAUUGAGGUAAUUGGACAGCCAACAAUUACCGAAAUGUUUCAUCAUGCUGCUAGACAAAAUACUCAUCAAAAAGAAUCUAUUGAUCAUGCUUUGAUAAUUUCAAUUACCAUUGACAAUGCCGCCAAUAUGAUUAAAGCUAUUAAUUUAAUAGGUAUAGAGCAGAUUUCUUGUACAGCUCAUAUAAUUCAACUUGCUAUUGGUAAAGGGUUAAAACCUGCAGAAAAACGGUUUCUCCAAAUUAAACAUGCUAUUAAAUUAAUGGAAGCAACUAUGAAUGCAGAUAGUGAUUAUAAUAUUCAUAAAAAUGCAAUUCGUCCAAAAUCCUUAAUGAUUACAAAAGAAGAGUAG